Molecule: messenger RNA, 1485 nt
Organism: Fusarium venenatum
Lineage: Eukaryota; Fungi; Ascomycota; Sordariomycetes; Hypocreales; Nectriaceae
Product: kinase-like domain-containing protein
Biological process (GO): mitotic DNA damage checkpoint signaling; protein phosphorylation
Cellular component (GO): nucleus
Molecular function (GO): protein serine/threonine kinase activity; ATP binding
Source: RefSeq, a predicted model, not a curated record
AUGACAACAGCGGUUCAGCAACAUGUGGAAGAGAGUUUCGACAUUCAUGAGGAUUUGAGGACGGAGGAUACGGAGAUGAUGGCGGAGGAGGAACGCACCGAAGAGGCUGCGCCAAUGGAAGAUGACGAGGGCGUUCGAGAGUUUCAGCAGUACCAAAAUCGUCACAUGCAACAACGGCAUCCUCCUCAACAACAGCCUGAACCUGAACCUGAACCCCAAGAGGACGAAGAUGAGGAGCCAGAAGAGGAGGAAUCUGAAGAAGAAACCGUGGACCGCAGUGUUCAAGCAGACAUGGAUAAACUGCAAAGUGACUUCCCUGGCUUUCGAAAUCGGUACCGCUUGAUUAAACGUAUCGGUGAAGGAACCUUCUCGACUGUUUACAAGGCAGAGGAUAUAAUGUACGAUCACUACGAUAACAGCUGGGAUUACGAAGAAGACUCGUCAAAGUGGACACCGCCUCCAAGUUCAACUGAAAGCCCUGUUCGACGUCCUCGUCGCAAGGCACGAUACGUCGCCAUCAAGAAGAUUUACGUCACAUCAAGUCCGUCGCGCAUUUUGAAUGAGCUGGAACUUCUUCACGAUCUUCGUCAAUGUCCCUCUGUUUGCCCUCUGAUCACCGCCUUUCGAGAAACAGACCAAGUCGUUGCUAUUCUCCCAUACUUCCGACACGGAGAUUUCCGAACGUACUUUCGCGACUUGACUGUCCCCGAAAUCUCUAUCUAUCUGCGUGAACUCUUCACUGCUCUGAAGAGUGUGCACGACCACAAGAUCCUUCACCGAGAUAUUAAGCCUACGAACUUCCUUUACGACCAAGGUACCCAGCGAGGAGUUCUUGUUGACUUUGGUCUUGCUGAAAGAGAAGGCUCUGACGCCAAGCCUUGCCUCUGCCAUGAAAGCCGAGAGGUCCGCAAGCAUCGUCAAGCAAACUCAGUAUGGGCCCAGAAUGCUGCCACGCCCCAAACUGGUUAUCCCAAGUCCGACACACGUUCAUCCCGUCGCGCCAACCGUGCAGGUACUCGAGGUUUCCGUGCUCCUGAAGUACUCUUCAAAUGUACGGAGCAAAGCACAGCCAUCGACAUCUGGUCCGCAGGUGUUAUCCUCCUCACAAUUCUGUCCAAGAGAUUCCCCUUCUUCAACUCAGCAGAUGACGUUGAAGCCAUGAUUGAGAUAGCAACCAUCUUUGGCUCCAAGCGCAUGAAGGCUGCAGGUCUACUCCAUGGAUGUGUCUUUGAAACGAGCAUCCCUACUGUCGGUCAGGGAGGCUUCUCGAUGGAGAAGAUCAUCAUGUGGAGCACAUGUCGAGGAGAGGACAAGCCUUUGACACCAGACGAGAAGAUGGCUAUUGGCUUUCUCGAGUGGUGCAUGGAGCUGGACCCUAGCAGGAGAAUUACAGCUGCUGAAGCACUAGAACAUGAGUUUCUUCAGCUUGGCGAAUUGGAGGCUGAACAAAGGGCAUACAACGAGGAAUUGGCAGCGGAGUACUGA